UUCAAUAAACAAACGAAAAAUGUCACAACUUCCUGAUUGACCGAAACGAAUCUUAUAAAUAAGCAAAAAGUGUGAAAAGGCGAGCUUAGUUUGCAUGAGCCACUUCCAGAAGAGUGCAGAAUUCGACAUGAAGUUGUGAAGAGCUUAAAUUAUAUUUGCAUACCACAAGUGAAGGCCUAUAAACACACAGUAGCAAUUGAAAUUGAUGUGCCAAAGUAAACUGUGAGAAGUGUCAGUAAAUGCAAAUAAUUCCGCUACGCAUUUCAAAAUGCAAAGACGACCGUUGACAACUGUCCACACAGCACUGCGUCACGCAACAGAAGAAACAGAAAUGGCGCGUUUCACGCAUGCAAAUAGAAAGAUGAACGAACCGCAACAACAAACACUGAAAUCACAGAAGCAACAACAACAAUUCCAACAAAAAUGUCUGCAAUCUUCGCUUAGCGAAAUGUCGAAUUUCCAGUUCCGCAUUGUUGUGAUGCCACAACGUCUGCAGAUGCGUCUACUACUGCCGCCGAUUGCGUGUCUCGCCACACUGUCACUCGUCGGAUUAUUAUUUGUGGCGAUGCCACCUGUUUGCCAGGCAGUUGGUUACUCAUAUACGCGUUUUUCUGGUCCAGUCACCGGACCCGAGCAGAAGAUAAUCGUGCAUGAUGGGCUUGUCGGCAGCGGCGUCGGUGCUGGUGGCGGUGGUGGAGCGCGUGUGGACUUCAUUGCCAAACCGGCCUAUGAAUUCGCUUACGGCGUGGAGGAUGCUCAGGCGCGUCUAUUGCAGAAUCGUCAAGAGACGCGCGACGGCGAUGCGGUGUGGGGUUCGUACAGCGUUGUGGAUCCAGAUGGCAACUUGCGUGUGGUCAAAUAUACGGCAGAUCAUGAGAACGGGUUUCAGGCUGAGGUUUCAUCUAAUGGUCUCGGUACAACGGUUCACGGUCAUCAGCCAGUCUCGUAUACGCCGUUGCAAAAUCAUGCAGCGACUCCUCCGCCUUUACGGUACUUUCCGUUUGUGGUGCAGCAUCCGGUUAUGGAAAAUAAUGACACUGUUUACUAUGAGGAUGAGAAUGAUAGCGAUACCGAGGAUUACGAAGAGCAUAAAGAGCAUAAAGGAGAGCGUGGGAAUACGCAAGAGGGUGAAUUAGAGAAUGAAUAUGAGGGCAAAGGCGAUGAAGACAGUGAAGCUGAUGAGCACGAUGAACACGAGGAAUAUGAUGCUGAGGGACAUUCUUUAGAGGAGGAUGAAGUAGAUUACUAAUAGUUAAAUAAAUAA
Molecule: messenger RNA, 1264 nt
Organism: Zeugodacus cucurbitae (melon fly)
Lineage: Eukaryota; Metazoa; Arthropoda; Insecta; Diptera; Tephritidae
Exons: 2
Coding region: 269-1249 (326 amino acids)
Cellular component (GO): extracellular matrix
Source: RefSeq, a predicted model, not a curated record